AUGACGGGCAAGCAGGGGAAAUGCUCCUGCGUGACUAGGGCUGGGGACCGGCGCUACGGACGCGGGGCGCUGAGUCCCGGCGGGGAGGAGCAGCGGAGGGCGGCCCGGGAGAGGCGUUACGCAACUGCCCCGCACCGACCGCCGGACGGCGCGGCCCGGGACGGGGCACCGGGCGGGCACCGUGCCGCCGAGGGCCCGAGGUACCGCGCGCAAGGCCGCGAGCGCGCGUGGUGGACGGCGCGGCGCACGGAGGCCCAGGCUGGGCGGGGUCGGCGCCGGGGGGACCGGGGUCUGGGCCUCCGGACGCCGCCGCGCGAGCACAACAAAGCCGCCCCGCCGCCGCCACCCGCUGCCCCGCACCCGCCCGGGACCCACCCGACGGGCGGUCCGUGCUCCGCAGGGGAGAUCGCCCGUGGGACCGGGCGGAGCCCUGUCCCGACAAACUUCCCGGCCGCGGCCCCUCACCUCCGGGAGCGCUCUACACUCUCGGCGGCGUCCCGGCCCGCGGCUCCGGGACCUCGCGCGCCGGGAGACCCGGCGCCGGUAGCGGCAGCGGCUGCAGACCCCGGAGGGUCGGGGGAGCCCGGGGAAGCGGCGGCGGCGCUGGCGGCGGCGGCUCCAUCUUCCCGGGGCGCUCACGCCGCGGUUCCGAAGCGCAGACCGGAGCGGGACAUUCGCUACAUUGUUGGCAUUCCACGGGCGUCACGUGACCCCUCCUCCCGCGUCACUCUCGGCCGCAUACCAGCCCGGGCGGGGCGCCCGCGGCCUUGCUCCCCGCCGCCCGCUCCGCCCCACCGGCCGCUUCCUGCGCCGCCUGGCCGGGCCGCCACCUGCCCUGCGCUGGGCUCGCGUCGGAAGUCGGCGGCCCGGGAGCGCCGGUUUUCCUACGCUCCGGUUUUCCUACGCGCCUCGUACCAGUCGAUGAGAAAAAAAAAAGUUGCGAACCUCUGCCCCAGAGCGGUGACAGCAGGCAUGGAAAAACUACGAAUGGGAUGGAGAGUCAUUGAGGAGGCAAGAUCAACACAGUGUGGCAGGGGAGACAGAGCAGGAGGGAGAUCAAUGACCCUUGCUUCUCUACCCAUAUCUACAUUACCAUAUAGCCCAGGAGGAAGCUGAAGAAGGUAGAUCUCUGAGUUUGAGGCCAGUCUGGUCUACAGGG
This is a messenger RNA of Mastomys coucha (southern multimammate mouse), 1159 nucleotides long. Its product is annotated as collagen alpha-2(I) chain-like. The coding region runs from base 1 to 1116 and encodes 371 amino acids. The transcript is spliced from 4 exons. The record is from RefSeq and is a predicted model, not a curated record. NCBI's taxonomy places the organism in Eukaryota, Metazoa, Chordata, Mammalia, Rodentia, Muridae.